This is a messenger RNA of Mya arenaria, 1609 nucleotides long. Its product is annotated as phosphorylated adapter RNA export protein-like. The record is from RefSeq and is a predicted model, not a curated record. Gene Ontology annotation, cellular component: nucleus. Bases 104 to 1609 code for a protein of 501 amino acids. The transcript has 6 exons. Lineage: Eukaryota; Metazoa; Mollusca; Bivalvia; Myida; Myidae. Gene Ontology annotation, biological process: snRNA export from nucleus.
GGAUGCAAUCACUUGAGAUGAUGAUGAUCCUUGGCAUAAAAUCUUGAUUAAACUGGUUUGUAUAAACUUUAAUCGAGCAACUCCACUGAAUCAGAGAAAAACGAUGGCAGAGCGAGCUGGCCAUUUGGGAGGAAGUGGUAGCAGGAGUGGAUAUCGCAACAAAGACACAGACAGUAGUUACAGUGAUAACAGCGAUGAGGACACACAACUCUGGAGGCAAAAAAAGCAGAAAUAUUUCAGGCAGAAGGAAACUGACACAGAGCGAGUCCAAGGUCUUCAUAAUGAUAAAAGGAAAAACAAUGUUUGGGGUUCUGUGUUGCAAGAGCAGGAUUUAACACAAACACUUAAAAGUUCAGGAGUUGACAAACCAGAAGAUACUGAUAUCAACACAAGAGAUGUUGAAAGCUAUGAUUUCACAAAGAAAUAUCAAGAUACUCGGCCUGAUUUGCCUGAUUCCGAUGAAGAGCAACCAGAGAACAUAACCGACCCAGUUGGUGUACUGCCUAGCAUGUCAGCGCCAGCAAUUAGGCAGAUAAUUGACUACAAUGAUGCUUUGGACAAUUCAGCUCAGAGAAAUAGACGUGGAAGAAAAAGGAAGGCUGAAGAACAAGGGGACAAAUUUGAAAGGAAGAUGGGUGGGGUCCAUGAUCGUCUAGGAAUGAAAAAAGUGACAACUACACGGCUAGGAGAGAUCACUCUAAGUGAAGAUAUGGAGCCUGAACAGCUUGCCAAGGGCAUUGCAGAGUUUAUUCAUGAACCAAAGAUUGAGCUGAUUGAACGAGUUAUUACAAACAUGGGAAAGGCCGUCGCUCUGAGAAUACUGCUAGCCACAAAAGAUGUGGAGGAAGGAGGCGGAAUGUACAUAAAUGAUGGUAGCAGGCGUCGGACACCUGGUGGUGUAUAUCUACAGCUCCUAAAGCAACAGCCCGAGUAUUCAAAGGACAUGCAAAAACUCAUUUUCCUCGAAGACUGGGAAGAUAAAAAACUGCUCAAAAAGGAAAAAAGAAAGAGGGCCAGACAAAGGGACAAGGAGAAAAAAUUGCAGAUCGGGAAGCAUGAAAACCUGCAGAGGUCAAGGUCGAACUCAAACUCAAAAUCCAGGUCAAGGUCAAACUCCAAAUCCCGAUCUGUUUCUCGUGAAACCAAAAAGGAACAAACUGAAGAGAUGGAAGAAGGUGAAAUUAAUUCAGAAAAAGAUUUGGAAAGAGAUAUUGAAGAAAGUGAAAGUAAAUCUGAAAAAGAUUUGGAAAGAAAUAUUAAAACUAAAUCUGAAAAAGACUGGUAUAAAAAUGGUAAAGGUAAAUCUAGAAGAAAUAGAGGAAGGAGAGACAAUACACGUCACAGGGGACAGUAUAAUGACUAUGAUCGCCAAGAAGAGAGUGAAGAUAGUGAAGAUGACAAACCUCGGAAACCACAGGCGUAUGAUUUUGAAAGGGAGUUGGAAUUGGCGAGGAAACGAAUACAAGAUAAGAAAAAGGCAGCAGAGGGUGGGGGGAAACAGGAUGGGGGAAGAGGUUCACAGGGGGCUGGAAAAGAGAAAGGGGGAGAAGAAAUGGGUGAUCUGGAAGAGGCCGAGUCGAAUGUUGUGGAUGUGCCUCUUGAUAUGUAA